UUUUGGUUAAUCACGCAGCAAGUUUGUUUCGUAAGAAAAACAAAUUGCUCUCCCAUUGGUCGUAAUUAAUAAGAAUUUAUUUAAGUUUACACAAAUAUUUCGUCAGCAAACGAUUAUUUGUGCUUGUAUAUAGUUGUGAUAAAAAACAUACAUACAUACAUAACGACAUACGAUGGAGGAAUAUACACGUGAGCCUUGCCCCUACCGUAUUGUGGAUGAUUGUGGUGGCGCUUUCGCUAUGGGCUGUAUUGGUGGCGGUGUCUUUCAGGCCAUCAAGGGUUUCCGCAACGCUCCAUCGGGCAUGAGCAGACGAAUGCUGGGCAGUUUGACGGCCAUCAAGACACGUUCACCCGUCAUUGCCGGAAAUUUUGCGGUGUGGGGUGGCAUGUUUAGUACUAUUGAUUGCACCCUUGUACAUUUUCGCAAGAAGGAGGAUCCCUGGAAUUCGAUAAUAAGUGGUGCGGCAACGGGCGGCAUCUUGGCAGCUAGGAAUGGUGUACCGGCGAUGGCUGGUAGUGCAAUCAUUGGAGGAGUGCUGCUCGCUCUCAUUGAGGGUGUGGGCAUUUUGUUCACAAGAAUAUCGGCUGAACAAUUCAAAAACCCGUCUCCUCCCACCGAAGAUCCUGCAGCUCUGGGUGACCCUUCCAGUUUCUCGUUUGGCAAUCCCACGUCUAACAAUAAACAAUAUCAAUGAAAAUGUUAUUACAUUAUUUAAUUUGUAUAUGCACAAUAGAUUUUAAUUUAAUGAUAAAA
Molecule: messenger RNA, 753 nt
Organism: Drosophila sulfurigaster albostrigata
Lineage: Eukaryota; Metazoa; Arthropoda; Insecta; Diptera; Drosophilidae
Product: mitochondrial import inner membrane translocase subunit Tim17-A-like
Exons: 2
Coding region: 173-694 (173 amino acids)
Biological process (GO): protein import into mitochondrial matrix
Cellular component (GO): TIM23 mitochondrial import inner membrane translocase complex; mitochondrial inner membrane
Molecular function (GO): transmembrane protein transporter activity
Source: RefSeq, a predicted model, not a curated record